CUAUUACUUUGUUGAAAGUAUUGUAUAGGCCCGCAUAAUCAAAAUGUUUGAAAAUAUGACAGAGCCACUGCAGCUUGUAAAGAAUGGGAAGACUGCUUUAAUUAUUCCUUUGGAAGAAGUUGGCCAAUGGAAUGAUCUUUUAUCGCAAUGGAAUUCAAAUGGAGGCGAAUGGUUUCAAUGUAGUUUCUGUGAUAAAGUGUUCGUGAAUGCUCAAGAUUUUAACGAGCAUUGUGAAAUGCACGACGUAGAAACUAAUUUGGAUGAUUCGAUUACCGUUUCUGAGGUUUGGUCGGAAGGAAUUUGUGACAACGACAAUUCAGAUGUUUCAAGUUUAGUCUCGGAACCAUUAGUUGUGCCUCAGCUUAAAAAAAAGAUUGCAGUUAAAAAAGCCCCAAGAAAACAACCAUUAGUUAAACAAUCUAGAACUAAAACAGCUGCAAGAAAAAAGACUUUAGCGAUAAAAAUUUCAGUAAACAAGUCUCCAACAAUAAUUACUCCGACAAAAAACAUAUUAACAGAAGAAGUCCAAACGGAAGAUGAAUCAACAGAAAAAGUUCAAAUUAAAGAAGCUCCAACAAAGAGACUUUCUGUGAAAAAAGCCCCAAUAAAAAAAACUAAAGAAAAAAAAGUAAAAACACCUAAGAAAAAAGUUAAAAAAGUCAAACCUGAAAAAAAGGUUGUGGAAAAAGCUCCUAUUGUAUGCGACGUGUGUGGAAAGGUAUUCACGCAAGCUUUUCGCCUACGACAACAUGCAGUGACCCAUUCGGACGUUAAGCAGUUUACAUGCGAAGUUUGUGGUACGAGCUUUAAGAAGUUUGGACACGUAAAGGAACACAUGAGAAUCCACACUAACUCGAAACCUUAUAAAUGUGAUGUAUGUAACAAGGAUUUUAGACGGGUUGGCGAAAUGAACAGACACAAAUUACUUCAUACUGGUGAAAAAAAGUAUAAGUGUGACAAAUGUGAAAAAACGUUUUACCAGGCGAGCCAUGUGAAAUCUCAUAUGCGAGUCCACACUGGUAUUAAGCCUUAUGAAUGCCAGGAGUGUCAUAAAACAUUUGGAACAAGUGGUAACCUUAAAUCACACAUGAAAGCUCACUCUAAAAGCGUGGAAAAUGGUUCCAAAAAGCCUGAUGACUUGGACAAGAAUUCGAAACCUGUGGAAAAUGGUCCAGAGUUGGACAAGAAUUUGGACGACAUAGUUUCUAUGUUGAAUAUUUAACAUUUGUGAGUGAUUAACAUAAUGCAGAUGAGGCAUUUAUAGUUAGACACACUGCACAAUCCUGGGCAACAGAUUAAACCUUUUUGGGUGUAAUAUUAACUGUUUAAUUGAAGGCAAGAAUUUAAAGUUUGGUCCGCCACCCAAAGUUAGGUGCAUAUGUUUGCACCAUAAGCCUACACUUGUACGUCUCGGUCAUACUUCUUAAGCUGUGUUAGUGUGUUGCUAAACACCCUUGUUAUAACAACUGCCGUUUUUCCACCACACAAAAGUAUGUAGGCAUCAUUUGUUCAAUCAUUGUUUUUAUACAAUUUGUAAAUGUAUUUUUUUCAAACAUCAGUAGUUUGAUUAACAAAUAAUGUGAAACUUUUUAUUGCUUUCAG
Molecule: messenger RNA, 1602 nt
Organism: Ciona intestinalis (vase tunicate)
Lineage: Eukaryota; Metazoa; Chordata; Ascidiacea; Phlebobranchia; Cionidae
Source: RefSeq